AUGGCCAACAUACUUCUAUGGUUCGCAAUUGUUCUUGGAGUACUCACGGCGGUUGCCGUUUUCGGUUGCCUCUUCCUGCUUGUUGUCGAGCCAUUCAUUCAACGUCGCCGCUUUGCUCGUGCUGCUCAUGUUGCAGCUCGCUUCAAUCGGGAUAAUGAUACUGCGUGCAGUGUUCUUAUUGGAUGUGAAACUAUUCUGUACUGUACUACACGUCCAUUGAAUUACUUCGACGAAGCCAAGAAACUGGAUGCAGAAAUUGCAAGACAAGCUAAGAAAGCUACAAAAGCUCGGGUCAUGGCGAACAAUGAAAAUAAUGGAAUUACGGAAAUGACUGUUUGA
This is a messenger RNA of Caenorhabditis remanei, 339 nucleotides long. RefSeq lists its product as uncharacterized. Bases 1 to 339 code for a protein of 112 amino acids. The record is from RefSeq and is a predicted model, not a curated record. NCBI's taxonomy places the organism in Eukaryota, Metazoa, Nematoda, Chromadorea, Rhabditida, Rhabditidae. The transcript has 3 exons.